AUGAGAACCAUAAUUACCAUUGCAGUUGCACUAUUUAUCGGUGCUAUCUCGGCUAGAGAUUACCAAAGAGCUCCAACAAGAGCGGGUGAAACUCUCAGCCAAAGUCUCUAGAAGCUAGUAAACCAAAACGGUAUCUAUGAACCCCUUGGUAUGAAAUACUAAGGUCCUGAUGGCCUCAGUGUUGAGAGAAGCAUCUGGAACAAGAUGGGAGAUGGCUUCAAGAAAGCUGGUAAAGGUAUUGAAAAGGGAGCUGAGUAUGCUGCUCCAUAUGCUAUUCCAGCCCUUGAACUAGCUGGUGAAUUUGGAGGUCUCUCCGUUGAGGAUCCAAUGAUCUAUGAUGGAUAUUUCCCACAAGUCGAGACCAGCUUCUUCAAGAAGAUUGGACACGGCCUUAAGAAAGCUGAGCCUUAUAUUGUUCCAGCUAUUAAAAUCGCUGGUGAACUCGGCGGUCUCUCAGUCGAAGAACCAUACAUGACCGAUGAGGUCUAUAGAUACUACCCACGUGUCGAGACUAGCUUCUUCAAGAAGAUUGGUCACGGUCUUAAAAAAGCUGAACCAUACAUUGUACCUGCUAUUAAAAUCGCUGGAGAACUCGGAGGUCUCUCAGUUGAAGAGCCAAUGGGUUAUUACGAUACAUAUAUCUACCCAAGUGUUGAGAGAAGCAUCUUUAACAAAAUCGGAGAUGGCUUCAAGAAAGCUGGCAAAGGUAUUGAAAAGGGAGCUGGGUAUGUUGCUCCUUAUGCUAUUCCUGCUCUUGAACUUGCUGGAGAAUUCGGCGGUCUCUCUGUAGAAGAGCCACUAUUCCUUGAUGGAUACUACCCAGAGGUUGAGAGAAGUAUUUUCAACAAAAUUGGAGAUGGCUUCAAGAAAGCUGGCAAAGGUAUUGAAUAUGGAGCUAAGAAAGCUGCACCAUACGCUAUUCCUGCUCUCGAAAUUGCUGGUACCAUUGCUCUUGGAGGACUCUCAGUUGAGGAGCCAAACGUCCAACAAGUCUUCUAUGGUCCUAACUAUUAUCCAUACCCAUAUCCAUAUCCAUAUUAUGAUUGA
Molecule: messenger RNA, 1047 nt
Organism: Stylonychia lemnae
Lineage: Eukaryota; Ciliophora; Spirotrichea; Sporadotrichida; Oxytrichidae
Source: the annotation of a GenBank genome assembly